AUGAAGUGGAAAACAUUUAUAAUAUUAGUUACUCUGCUAUUCUUGAAUACUUAAUUAGAAGCUUAUUAAAUUUGUUAAAAAAAAUAGGCAAAAUUCAGAUCAAUCAUUAGAGGGGAUUAUUAAAAUAUGCUAAAUUAUUAUAGAGGAGUUGUAAUCUCAUCAAAAUUAUAAAAUGGUUUUGCUGGGGGUUUACAAGGCAGUAGUUUAAGGGAUAAUAUUUAUAUGAUAAGUGGUAUAUAUGGAUUUACAGCAACUUCAAUUGGAAAUUCAAUUAUAUUUGAUUUAUAGCAAUAAUAUGAAUUAAAUACUUUAAAAAUAUGGUUGUGGGAUUAAGAUGAUAGAGUCUAUAGAAUUAAAGUUUAUUUAAUAUACAAGGACAUAGAAACUAAAAUCUAUGAAAGUAAUUUAGCUUAAACAAUAGUAACAAUAACAUUUCCUAGUUAAUAAGUAUAAAAGUUUAAAAUAUAUAAUGUCAAUGGUAAUACUUAUAAUGAUGGACUUCAUAUUAUAAAAAUAGAAAGUUUCUACAAACUUGAAACAAAAAUAUGA
Paramecium sonneborni is the source of this 549-nucleotide messenger RNA. NCBI's taxonomy places the organism in Eukaryota, Ciliophora, Oligohymenophorea, Peniculida, Parameciidae. The record is from the annotation of a GenBank genome assembly.